AUGCUAUUGUUUCUUUAUUGGGUCUUCUCUUGUGUCAUGGAAGGCAAAGAGAAAACAAUUAUCUAUAGGUCCUCCUCUGAGGCUGAGUAUAUGUCAUUAGGAUCAACAACAUGUGAACUGAUUUGGCUCUUGUAUAUACUGCAAGACUUGAACAUUAUAUGCUGCAAACCACGUGUCCUAUAUUGUGAUAAUCAAAGUGUCUUGCAUAUAGCUUCUAAUCCUGUUUUUCACGAAAAGAUAAAGCAUCUUGAGAUUGAUUGUCACCUUGUGAGAGUGAAAGUUCAGCAAGGUGUUAUGAAGCUGCUGCCCAUAUCUUCUCAAGAACAAUUGGCAGAUGUUAUCACAAAGCCUUUAAAUCCAAACAAAUUCAAUAACUUCAUUUCCAAGCUUGGCAUGAUAAAUAUUUAUCAUGCUUAA
Vicia faba (fava bean) is the source of this 417-nucleotide messenger RNA. Lineage: Eukaryota; Viridiplantae; Streptophyta; Magnoliopsida; Fabales; Fabaceae. The record is from the annotation of a GenBank genome assembly.